AUGUGUGUAACAUUUGUGUACAUUGACCACAAUCCGGACGUAAAGUACAAGCUGAUCCUGUUGAAUAAUCGCGACGAGUUCCUGAGUCGGCCGACCAGCAAUGCCCAGUGGGAGGAUGGCGUUCUUGCCGGGCGUGACGAAAAAGAUUCCAAUUCUCGUGGUACAUGGCUAUGCAUUGAUAAGUCUGGUCGUAUCAGUAAUUUGCUGACAAUCACUGUUCCAAUGCAUCAAAUGAAACGAGAAGCUACUAGUCGAGGUCAAAUUUUAUCGAUAACUUUUGAGGCAUUUUUGUCACUUGGGAAUUCUACACCCGUACUGUCACUGUUGUGCAACGCUGAUGCUGUUAAUCCAAAAAAGCUUAGCACGAAUAAGUCUAAGGAUCUAGAAAACUAA
Molecule: messenger RNA, 393 nt
Organism: Gongylonema pulchrum
Lineage: Eukaryota; Metazoa; Nematoda; Chromadorea; Rhabditida; Gongylonematidae
Source: the annotation of a GenBank genome assembly